UAUGGUUUGUGAGGCUCUUGUUGGUGUUGGUGAAGCGUCACUCACAACUGACUUCUUUGUUUGUUCUUCUUCCCCAGCCUUCCCAACAACCCUUGGAAUUCGUGCUAAUGUGCACAGAUCCGUCUGCAUUCGCGCAUUUUAGCACCACCCUGGCCUCUCACUUUCUUUAUAUGCCACUGCACUGCUUCUGUGCUUGUCUUUUCUGCGUAAAAAUCCUUUCUUUGCAUUUUUCAUUUUGAUUAUUUAGCAGUUUGCAUCUGAAAACAACAGUUGGAGGCUGGAAGUGGCGAGGGCUGCGUGGAAAAGCUUUAGCGUGGUGGUUUUUUUCUUGAAGAUUUCAGAUCUGGAAGUUGGGAAAGUGGAGAUGGAGCUUUUUUCAUUAUAAUUACUCUCUUUUUGCAAAAUUCAACUCCUUUUACACUUCAUAAAGAGACAAAGAGGCAGAGAGCCCACCAUCCACUAGUAGCGUGCUGUUAGUCCUUUAGGAGUAUGAAAAAUUAGCUUUUGUUGAACCUUUUGUGCCAUUCUCCACUGUUUCUCAAGAGCCCAUUAUUGCUCUGAGAGAGAGAGAGAGAGAGAGAGAGAAGUGAAGAAAUGUUGACUCUUGAGAGUCCUUGUAGCGGCAGUGUCGGCACCAGCAGUUCUUGCUCUACUUUGCUUAGAGAACUCCAGCAAUUAUGGACUGACAUUGGUGAGAAUGAGGCAGAAAAAGACAGAAUGUUGGUGGAGCUGGAGAGAGAAUGCUUACAAGUUUACAGAAGAAAAGUUGAUGAAACUGCUAAUGCCAAAGCACGCCUUCACCAAUCUCUUGCAGCAAAAGAAGCAGAGCUUGCAACACUAAUGGCAACUCUUGGUGAACUCAGUAUUAACUCGCCGAUCCACUCGGACAAGAUGACAAUGCCAUUGAAGGAGCAAUUAGCUUUAAUCACACCACUGGUUCAAGAUUUGAAAGUAAAGAAAGAGGAAAGGCUAAAGCAAUUCACAGAUAUAAAGACACAAAUUGAGAAGAUAACUAGUGAAAUUUCUGGAUAUGGUCAUAUAAUCAAUGCUAUGAAUUCCUUGAAUCUGGAAGAAAAUGACUUGUCAUUGAGAAGGCUCUCAGAGCACCAAUCCCACCUUCAUGCUCUCCAGAAGGAAAAGUCUGAGCGCAUCCAGAAAGUGUUAGACUUUGUAAAUGAGGUGCACACAUUGUGUGCUAUUCUUGGGGUGGAUUUUGGUGAAACUGUGAGUGAUGUGCAUCCAAGCUUACAUGAUACAAGACUGGGGCAAUCUACAAAUAUCAGCAAUAGCACGUUAGAGGGCUUAGAGCAGACCAUUAUCAGGUUGAAAACAGAACGGAAAGUUCGUCUCCAGAAGCUAAAAGAUGUUUCUGGUUCACUAACUGAACUCUGGAACUUGAUGGAUACACCGAGAGAAGAGAAGACUUACUUUUUAAGGAUCACCUCCAUUCUUGGUUUUCCUGAACAAGAGAUCAAGGAAUCUGGUGCUCUUUCAUCGGAGAUCAUUCAACAGGUCUCAUCGGAAGUUGAGAGGCUCACUAAACUAAAGGCUAGCAGAAUGAAAGAGUUGGUGAUGAAGAGGAGGUCAGAGUUGGAGGAUUUAUGCAGUAAAAACCAUAUUGAACCUGAUCCAAGCACUGCUACUGAUAAAUCAUGUGCAAUGAUAGACUCUGGUCUUGUGGAUCCUUGUGAGCUCUUGGCAAGCAUUGAAGCACAAAUAAAUAAAGCAAAAGAUGAAGCUCUGAACCGAAAAGAAAUUAUGGAUAGGAUUGAGCGCUGGCUUUCUGCUUGUGAGGAAGAAAACUGGCUUGAAGAUUAUAACCUAGAUAAAAACCGUUACAGUGGUGGGAGAGGCGCUCACAUAAACUUAAAGCGAGCAGAACGAGCUCGAAUUACUGUAAAUAAGAUUCCAGGUAUGGUUGACGCUCUGAUUAGCAAGACACUAGCUUGGGAAGAUGAGAAGAAGAAGUUGUUUCUUUAUGACGGGGCACGAUUGGUAUCGGUAUUGGAAGAUUACAAAUUGACCCGGCUACAAAAAGAAGAGGAGAAAAGGCGUGCUCGUGACCAAAAGAAACUUCAUGAUCUGCUCCUCACUGAAAAAGAAGCAAGGUAUGGUUCUAAACCAAGUCCAAGGAGAAGCAGUAGCUUUAGGAAGACAAAUGGAUACCAUACUAACGGAUGUGUAACCCCCUCACCACGUCGGAAUUCUGCUGGCUGUCAAACCCCAGAGCUUUUAACACCCCGCUCAUACUCUGGGCGGCAGAAUGGGUAUUUCAGAGAAACUAGAAGGCUUUCAACUGCCCCUCUGAAUUUCGUGGCAAUAGCAAAGGAGGAUAUGAUGUCUUUUUCAUCCGUUUCUGGUUCUGAACCAGAGUCUCCACUUCAACCCUGAAUAUGGAAUUUAAACUGGGUGAUAGGAAUUUAUGGUUUGGUGUGGAUUCACUGAGUAUGUAGGCCAACAUGACUGGGAAGGAACUACUGAAACCUGUGAAUAUGAAAGCGGUAUGUUUAGGGGAUUGUAGAGACACCGGUAACAGGAGUGCAGUGCAGGAAAGUGGUAUACUGAGUGAGGAGAGAUUAGUGAGUGUGGAUAUGAAUUAGUUAAAAGUGCAAAAAUGUUGAGUAUGGUAGACUACUAAUAUGUGUUAAGGAUUUGGUUUUUGGAUGUACAUAUAAUUGUGUUAUUGGUUUGACUUUUGAUUGAUAUGUAGCUGCCUUGAUUGUCUAGUUGUAUCUAUCUAUCUGUCUAUGUAGGCCUCUCAAGAUUGUACUCCCAGCCUGUCGUAAACAGACAAGUUUGUAUCAUUUGUAUGGUAUUAUAUUGGCUGGAUACAGCUAUCA
Messenger RNA from Ipomoea triloba (trilobed morning glory), 2840 nucleotides. RefSeq names its product 65-kDa microtubule-associated protein 6-like. Gene Ontology annotation, biological process: microtubule cytoskeleton organization. Gene Ontology annotation, cellular component: cytoplasm; spindle. The transcript is spliced from 12 exons. NCBI's taxonomy places the organism in Eukaryota, Viridiplantae, Streptophyta, Magnoliopsida, Solanales, Convolvulaceae. The coding region runs from base 595 to 2391 and encodes 598 amino acids. Gene Ontology annotation, molecular function: microtubule binding. The record is from RefSeq and is a predicted model, not a curated record.